Messenger RNA from Gastrolobium bilobum, 488 nucleotides. Its product is annotated as HVA22-like protein e. The transcript has 4 exons. The coding region runs from base 78 to 488 and encodes 136 amino acids. NCBI's taxonomy places the organism in Eukaryota, Viridiplantae, Streptophyta, Magnoliopsida, Fabales, Fabaceae. The record is from RefSeq and is a predicted model, not a curated record.
CUAAUUCUAUUUCCGUACGAUUUUCUUUCUUCAUCUUUCCCUGACAAAUUAGAUCGCUGAGAUCAAAAGACAAACUAAUGGGCAAGUUGUGGAUCUUGAUCACCCAACUUCAUUCUCUUGCUGGGCCGGUGGCAACUUUAUUGUACCCUUUGUAUGCAUCGGUGGUAGCUAUAGAGAGCACAUCCAAGUUGGAUGACGAGCAGUGGCUUGCUUAUUGGAUCAUUUAUUCGUUUCUCACCCUUAUGGAAAUGGUUCUCCAGCCCCUGUUAGAGUGGAUGCCAAUUUGGUAUGAUGUGAAACUAUUGCUAGUGGCGUGGCUGGUUUUGCCGCAGUUCAAAGGUGCUGCUUUCUUGUAUGAAAGGUUCGUGAGACAGAACAUUCGGAAACACAUAACGGACAAGAAGUCUCCCAACGGUGGCAUUGCUAAGAACAAGUUCUUCGACUUCAUCACAGCCAAGAAAGUGAGUUUAAUGAAUUUAUUCAUUUAA